GGGUGGUUCGCCGGCUCGGCUGGGGACUACUUCGUCGGCGGGGCGUGGCUGUGAGCUGAACCGCUCCGGGACCCCGGCGGUUGGGGUGAUCGAGGAGAGCAGCCUACUUGUCCACACAAAAGGGAGGGGACUGAGAACUUAAGCCUGCCUCACCCCGGAGCGGCCGGGUUAGACCUGGCUUGGUGGGUGGGGAGGAGAGAGGGCCCGAGUCCGGCGCCUGGGCUGGUUGCGGGGAAGAGGGGCAGGAAAUAGGCUUGAAGCGGGACGGAAGGUUGAUCCUGGGGUGGAGCCUCCGGACAGGGGCAGGUGAUGGGAGCUUUGGGGUUAAGUCUUGGCGCUUGGGUUUGAGGUUUCGUAGUUCAGCGAGUUGGGAUGGAAGGGGGCACGCAGAAAUGGCAGCUCAGACUUAGUCCCUUGAGGUGCGACGCAAGGAUUUUGUAAUUUUCUUUAACCCGCCGUCUUCCCCUUCUCGCAAGGGGUCUAGAGUCCGUGUUCUCUGCAAUGUUUGGAAAAAAAGAAGGACCAGGGUUCUUCUGACAACUUAGCUCCGGGAGGCAUCUAGAGAAGUAAAGGCCCGGGGCUCCCAACCCUAAGGGGAGGAAACACAGGGUCCUGAAGUGUUUGUCCUCCCCUCCUGCAGGUCGGUAUUAUGAGGUUAAAUGAGAACACCUUGCUGCUGGGGAAGAAGGUGGUGCUAGUACCUUACACCGCAGAGCACGUGCCUAGGUACCACGAGUGGAUGAGAUCGGAGGAGCUGCGGCGUCUGACCGCCUCGGAGCCCCUGACUCUGGAGCAGGAACAUUCCAUGCAGCGGAGCUGGCGGGAAGAUGCGGACAAGUGUACGUUCAUCGUGCUGGAUGCAGAGAAGUGGCAGGCCCGGCCGAGCACCACUGAAGAGAGCUGCAUGGCGGGAGAUGUAAACCUCUUUCUCACAGAUCUGGGGGACCCCUCCCUGGGGGAGAUUGAGGUCAUGAUUGCAGAGCCCAGCUGCAGGCGCAGAGGCUUUGGCACCGAGGCCGUGAUCAUGAUGAUGUCUUAUGGAGUGACCAAACUAGGUCUGACCAAAUUUGAGGCUAAAAUUGGGCAAGGAAAUGAACCGAGUAUCCGGAUGUUCCAGAAGCUUCACUUUGAGCAGGUGGCUGUGAGCAGCGUCUUCCAAGAGGUGACGCUCAGGCUGACGAUGAACGAGCGUGAGCGGCAGUGGCUUCUGGAGCAGACCAGCCACGUGGAAGAGAGGUGCUAUGGCGAUGGGUCGUUGGAGUCCCAGUGACAGCUGGCCUUGUCAGCAGCUGCCCUGUGUGAAUGGGGAUGCUGGGACCACACAGAACAUCAGAGCUCCGUAACAGAAGGUGAACUGUUGGUGGCUUCGGGGCACAGUGCACCUGGCCCCUCUGUAGCCUGCGACGCUCCCUGUGGGGCCCUUUGGACUCUGGGCGACUGGUCUUGGCCUCCCUCAGGCUGGCCGUGUGGAUGAGUGACUUCCGAGACAGCCCAUCCUCCUGGCCAGCCCUGGACUCGGAACCUGGAGUGGACAGCGUGAAUCCCCAGGAGGCAGGGUGGAGGUGGGAGCAGAGAGCGACUGGGGGCCUGGUGAAGGGAAGGCCAGAGGCACCCUGUGGAGGAGGCCCUGGCUGGGAGUAAACCGCACUGCACGGCA
Molecule: messenger RNA, 1657 nt
Organism: Enhydra lutris kenyoni (northern sea otter)
Lineage: Eukaryota; Metazoa; Chordata; Mammalia; Carnivora; Mustelidae
Gene: NAT9
Product: N-acetyltransferase 9 (putative)
Exons: 6
Coding region: 650-1270 (206 amino acids)
Biological process (GO): protein acetylation
Molecular function (GO): N-acetyltransferase activity
Source: RefSeq, a predicted model, not a curated record